GACGUAGAGGCAGAGACAUAACGAUGAAGACUGAUGUUCAGGAACAAUAAAGAAACGAAAGAGAGCGAAUGAUAUAACAUAAGCACAGCGGGCGAGAGAGUUUGAAAAUUGUUAAAGUGCAAGUUGAAAGAUGAAAGAAUGGCUGAGUCAGUUGAAAAAAGCGUUUGGGUUUUCGUUUCUUUGGCUUAUUUGUUUGAUCUACUUCACUCAGGGUUUUAGAUCAUUUGUAUGGACAGCAGUUUCCUACCAGUUGAAAGACAAGCUUAAGUUGUCACCCUCAGUAUCCCAGUCUGUGUCUUCAAUAGCAUUUUUCCCAUGGAGCAUAAAACCGUUAUAUGGAAUUUUGUCUGAUUGCAUUCCAAUUAGAGGAAGGAAAAGGGUUCCGUACUUAAUCAUUGCAACAAUGCUGUCUCUUGUGCCAUGGAUAAUUCUGGGCCUAAAUGAUUAUGUGAGGAGUUCCCAAUGGCACCUAAUAGUCUUCUUGACAGCACAAAAUUUGGGCUCAGCUAUGGCAGAUGUUGUAGUUGAUGCAAUGAUUGCUGAGGCAGUAAAAUCUGAGCAAGCUGCAUUUUCUGGAGACCUCCAGUCAAUAUCUUGGUUGGCAAUGGCUUUUGGUGGAAUAUGUGGGAGUUUAUUAGGAGGAUAUGCAUUAACCAACUUACAGAUAGAUAGAAUUUUUCUUCUUUUCUCCGUGCUGCCAACCAUACAGUUAUUAUCAUGUUGCUUGGUUAAGGAAACUCCUGUAGGUAGUGAAGCUUUCCAAGAGUUUUCUAAUUCAAGCAGCUCCCAUCCAGUGAAUGGGAAUAAUCAUAUUUUGGAUGAGGACAAUUUCUUUGAGAAGUCCAAUAUCACCAUGUCAAGAAGAAAGAAAAGACAAAAGAACAAGACAAAGAGAUUGGUUAUGACGAGGAAAACUCGAAGUCCUGAAAAAGACAACCAUUUAGUCUUGCAGUGGUUCCACUCUCUGAAAACAGCCACUUACAGUUUGUAUUCUGCAUUUAGACAGCCAUUGGUUCUGAGGCCAAUGGCUUGGUUUUUCAUGGCAAAUGUAACUAUUCCCAACUUGUCAACAGUCAUGUUUUAUUACCAGACUGAGGUAUUGAAUUUGGAAGCAUCCUUUCUGGGUACUUCCCGUGUUGUUGGAUGGGUAGGCCUCAUGCUCGGAACCUUCAUUUAUAACCGUUACCUGAAAAAGAUGAAGCUACGGAUUAUUCUAAUGUGGACUCAAAUUGGUUUAGCAAUCUUGAGUUUCCUAGAUAUUGUUCUCGUCUCUCGAAUGAAUGUCUCCUAUGGGAUUUCUGAUAAGACCAUGGUGCUCUAUGGAUCUGCUCUGUCUGAUGCAAUCAAUCAAUUCAAGUUCAUGCCAUUCCUCAUCUUAUCUGGACAGCUAUGUCCUCCAGGAAUUGAAGGAACUCUCUUUGCCCUUUUUAUGUCAAUAAACAACUUUGGGUCCACAUUAGGAUCGUUUGCUGGUGUUGGGUUGGCUUCAUUUUUUAAAAUCUCUUCAGGGUCUUUCGACAACCUUGCUUUGGGGAUCAUUGUUCAACUUCUCUGCACUUGCAUUCCAAUUGCCUUUUUAUUUUUGAUACCGAAGGAAGCCACAGGAAUAUCUGCGUAGUUAGCAAUGAUUGCAGAAUUGCCUAGCAAAUGAAAUGCAUAGAAUCAUUUUAACAUUAACCUUCAGAUCGAGAAUCUCAGGGUCAUAGCAUAUUUUUUUUAACAUAGAGAAUGCCAUUUAGAAAUAUGCCUCCCAUAAUAUUGUCAUGUAUACACAGAGAAAUUUAUACAAAAGUUUUGAGUUGGCCA
Molecule: messenger RNA, 1806 nt
Organism: Mangifera indica (mango)
Lineage: Eukaryota; Viridiplantae; Streptophyta; Magnoliopsida; Sapindales; Anacardiaceae
Product: probable folate-biopterin transporter 4
Exons: 7
Coding region: 131-1618 (495 amino acids)
Cellular component (GO): membrane
Source: RefSeq, a predicted model, not a curated record